Molecule: messenger RNA, 705 nt
Organism: Hibiscus syriacus
Lineage: Eukaryota; Viridiplantae; Streptophyta; Magnoliopsida; Malvales; Malvaceae
Product: E3 ubiquitin-protein ligase ATL23-like
Exons: 2
Coding region: 58-543 (161 amino acids)
Source: RefSeq, a predicted model, not a curated record
UCUCUUAUCAACUCCACAAAGCCCCAAACUUUAACACUUCCCCAUAAACUGGCUAUUAUGCGCCAUGACGCCCAUUAUUCCCCUCCUCCUCUCCUCUCUCCUUCUCCACAACCCGCCCUAAACGCCACCGCCGGCGACCAGCCCCCAAUGCUGGUUUCUGUUUUAUUGGCCCUUUUCCUACCGUGCGCCGGCAUGAGUGCGGUUUUCAUUGUUUAUAUUUGUCUCUUGUGGUAUGCCACGAAUUAUCGGGCUGAUUAUUCAGGGUCGUGGUCGGUUAAGCAAGUGGGUGAGAAAGGGUUGUCAGUUUCGGAGCUCGAGAAGUUGCCCAAGGUUACCGGGAAGGACCUUGUGUUGGGGACCGAGUGUGCGGUUUGUCUCGAUGAGAUCGAGGCGGAUCAAUCGGCCAGAAUGGUUCCCGGUUGUCGUCACGGCUUUCAUUUGCAAUGUGCUGAUACUUGGCUCUCGAAGCACUCGGUGUGUCCUCUUUGUAGGGCCAAGCUUGAGCCUGAGUUGUUCGAUCCUAGUGAUGAUAAUCCCUGCUAAACCUUGUUUGAGUAUAAAGUUCAGUGUUUUGGGUGUUUAUAUAAAGGGGUUUCCUAGCAAGAGAUCAAGAAAAACGUUAGUAUUUCACUUUCAUCUAUGUAUGGGUUUUCGUUUCUCUUCUGGUUUAGUGAUAUUUCAUUAGUUGAAUCAAUUCUCAUUCAU